UUUUUAAGUUUUCAUAUGCUUUCAAGGAAUUUUCAGCUUGUAACAGAGGCCGUGCGUUCAGUCUUCCACGUUGUUUCAGUAUCGUCCAAAGUGUCCGUUGAAGAGCUUGCAUUGUCUGCUCUAGCGCUUCAGAAGAUUAUGGCUGGACAAAACCAAGAGAAUGAUUUUCAAAGUCUGGCAAAGAAGGUUUUGGACUACGCUUGUGGAAGGAACUACUUUAGAGAACAUGACCUUGAAUAUUUAAAAAAAUUUUACCAUAGUGAAGCAAAAGUUGUAGACCAAAACUUUUUAAGAAGUUUGGUUGGUGCCUUGCUGAAACUUGAAAAAUUCAAAGUUGCCAAGAAGAGAUAUGAAACAGCGCGCCUAAUUUCACAGAAAAUAACUGUGGAACAACGCGAGUUGCUUGACUUAUUUAUUGUGCAUGAACGAGACGUGGAAGAAUAUGGAGCAUAUUUGAAGACCUUGGUAUUAUACGGAGAGUCCGGGACGGAAGAUGCCACGUUGCACAGUUCAAAGAACGCCGAUAAAGUCAGAAUGCAAGAACUUCGCGAUCCACGCAUGUCCUUGUUGAAAAUUGCACGUUAUUGCAGUGAGCGAUAUUUAGACUCUUCUUCAGGAGAGUCGUGGGUGACCAAUUGCUUUUUCAAAGUUUUAGAAAUAGAAAGAGUUUGGGUGGAUGCUUUUUUGUUGCACGUUGAGUAUUUUUCACGCUGGGUUUCGGAAUGUGGGGUUUCUGUUAUAGUUUCACGAGCCUGCGAAGAUGGAACCCCUACAGCGGAACAGUUUUAUGGCGAUGGAAAGACUUUGAGUGUCUUUAUAUUACUACUUACGAAAUUUGUUAAUCUCUUAGGUACUUCUUCGCAAAAAACAUUUAUCCUAUCAGUAGUUGAACGCAGCCUUCGAAGACAGUUGAGUCACUUUUCAACAGGGAAGUACACAGUGGAUGAAAAGACUAUGUUCUUGUCAACCAUAUGGAUUAAUUUCGCUACUCGGACCUUCUCACAUUUGAUAGAGGCCUUGGAAGUUCUUGGCAAAACAGGAACUGCAUAUACUUUGCUUUUUCACUAUUUUGAUAAUUUGUCUAAUGUUGAUAGUCCGUUUAUUAUUCAUCAAGAUAUGAUUUCCUUCGAAAUAGAAUGGCUUCAUGUCAUGAACAUAUUUGCUUAUAGAAAGAGUUCACUUGUGGAAGUUUCACAAGCACUGUCACCAUUGGGUGAGCAAAGAAGAUUUUCCAUUAUUGUGAACAACGUGGUUCGUCAAUACAAGGAACUACUUGCAGUUUUCUGUCAGGAUGUACAUUAUUCGUCUGAAAUUGUCAAAGAGCUGAUAAGUGAAUUUACUUCAUUCAUUGGAAUAUGUUACAUGACAAAUGAAGGCUGUUUAUUCCAAGUUACAAGAAGUCAAGGAGUAGAGUCUCCAUUGGCUGAAAUGUAUCAGUCAACGUUGCAGGCAUGGAAAGAUUCAGCGGCCAACUCUCAAUUUUUUACUAACUUAUUGAACAUCUUGGACUGUUUCAUGGUAAAUAUGGCCAGAUUUUUACGCCAAGUGUUUCAGUCAUCCAUCUGGAGUGUUGGAGACGCUUACUUAACAGCCACCGCUGCAAUGAUUUCUGCGUUUCUCGCUGCACUAAAUCAAAUGUCAUAUUUAGAUGACGAAAAUGUCAAAUGGAUAGUUUUGCGACAUAAACGUACAGUUUUGGAAUUUCACAAGCUCAUGAGUGGGAGGGAGAUUCUUAUCCUGUUUUCUAAGAAGAAACUAGCUGAAGAGAUAUUCUAUGGAAGCUUUACUUGUGAACUUACUGAACAAACUGAAUUUCUUGAAAGCUUUCGUUCUUUUUUGUGUGAAUAUGUAGCGAACGAAUCAGACGAAUAUUCUCAUACUAUACUUUCAUCAAUGUUGCAAAUCAUAAUGUCGGCGAAAAUUAUCAUAGAAGAUGACAGUGUCAAUUUUGAACGCUCGUCGAAUUGUUUUGUAGCAAGUGUUGAUUUCUUGGAUGAAAUUUUAGACUCUUAUAUUUCUUCUCUAACUGUUUGUCCCAGUUCUGUCCAUCUCAAGUUAGUAGAAAAUGAAGGUAUAUAUUUGCUUAGCAAUGGCAUUUUACGUUUAGAGGAGGAGAAAGCUGCCUUGGCAAAUGAGGAUCAUUGCAAAAAGUGUUCUUCUCUUAAUAGAAAACUUCAAGUAAUUUUGAAAAUCUUUUUUUCUAACGAGACUGCUCCUUUGAUAAGUUUAUAUUCCGAUCGAGUUUGGCGUAUUUUUAUAAUGUUUCUGGAGAAUGAGGAUACAAGUGAUCUUGGAAAAGAUCUUUUGCGGAGAAUUUUUCUAGGAGCAGAUGAGCAAGAAAAUUUACUUGAUCUUCCCAAAGAUUUUACUCUCUCUGAAACAAGAAAACAUUGUCGUUUGCUUUUUCAAGGCCUAUUGGAUAGGUUGGAGUUCCAUUGUUUUCAAGAUUCCGUUGGCGCAGAAAGAAAGGCACUCCUUCUUCGGAAAUACUUAUCAUUGUUUUCCUCGCUUGUUGCUGAGUCUAUGCGAAUUAUGCAAAGAAUGUUUCGGAACUCAAGGGGCUUUGAAAUUUUUAAAGCUAUUUUUUCUGACUCGGACUCGGACUUCGUUCGUAGUAUUGCAAUCGAUUUGCUUAAACUGUUAGCACAGGUGACCCGAAAUAAUCCGAAGGCAGAGUUUGAACUUAAAAGCUUGUUUCCGUGCAAUUUUCUGGUACACACGCUCAAUUCUUGUUAUCCUGAAGGGGUUUCUAGCGAAGUUAUCGCGGCUUUGUUGGAGGUUGUCGUGGGAAGUCCCAUUCUGAUCCGACAUAACAGUGACAAUUUUCAGUGUAUGACAUCGUUCGUUAUAGAGAACGUCAUCUUAUCACAAGACCGACUUGCUUUCCGUAGUAGACUUGUUUCAAGUAGUUCUGAAAUUCUAUGUGCCUUAUUCAAACUUGCUGAAUCGACAUCAGAAGAUGUUCAAGUGGCCCUUUGCAACUUUAUAUAUACAAUAACAUAUGAAGACAGUCUAAAUGCCUCGGUUGUGGAUGCUUCGGGAGUGACUGAAAUUAUUAUCGAGCGUUUGUUUUACUCAUCCGUCGAUUCUACGUUUUGGUCAUCUUUGCAUCUAAGAAAUGCUUAUUUAUCUUGUUUAUGCGCGAUAAUUCGCCAUUUGGUGACCCCAUCAAUGCUAAGUAGACUGCUUUCAGUUUCAUAUUUAGGGAGCUCCUCCCAAUUUGGCUUACAUGAUAAGCGUACAUUAUUGUACUCUGAAGUUGCUAUCUUCCAUGCCUUGUCAGAGUCAUUUGAAAUAUGCAAAAAAUGGCCUCGCUUUUUUUUGGACUUUUCAGGGAAUCACUCAGGUCUUGCUUCAAUAAUUCCUGGUGCUGAUCUUACUCGUCGUAAGGAUAGUCUCUGGCUUACUUUCUGGUUUCGAAGAGAGACUAUAUCCCGAGAAUCGUCAUUAGUUGAAUUGUAUACUUCUAAGGAUUCCGCCUUUGAAGUUUUUUUAAAUGAGUUGGGUGUUCUUUGCUUGAGACUGCAUGAAUCCGAGACAGUAUUUGAGAUGUUUCACAAUACUGACACAGAAAUUCCUCCGUAUGUUUGGGUUUUCGUUUGUCUUCGUUUCCAACGAAUUUCUUCCGGCAAACAGACUCUGAUUGAUGUCUAUUUAAAUGGAAAACUCUCAUCUUCAAGUAAUGUAUCAAAGAAUAUUGAUAGAGUUACUGCAAUUGGAUUCGGUUGUUCCUUUAGUUGGACCGAUUUAUCGAUUUUACCGAGAGCAAGUUCAUGUCUUAAGGGACAGUUUGGCGCAAUUUACUGCUUCCAAGGUAACCUGAGUGAACGUACCAUUUGCACUAUUUAUGAGUUCGGACCAUCGUUUGAUAGUGACCUUUGCGAUUUGAGUUUUUCAGAAUCAACAAGAGAUUUGGAUAAUUUGUUGAAUUUGUCAGUUCUGUUUCUCUAUGCACCUCGUUGUUGCGGUGAUUCUCGUACGUGUCCUGAUGGUUCUUUAGCAGCAGUUGGAUCAAGAAAAUCAAUAGCAGCUAGAUUAAUUGGCUCAUCAGGAGAGUCGAGAGUUUGUUCGGUAAAUAACAUUAUCGAUAGUUUGCACUGUGUUGGAGGCCUAAGAAGUGUUUUGGAGUUAUUUUUUGCUCUUGACAACUUCAGCUCAUCGACCUUGGGAACAGAUGAGACGGAAGCAGAUAGUGUGUCCGCAGACGUAUUGGAAAGCUUAAAUGAACUCACUUGUUAUUUUUUAAAGAUUAUCGCUGAGAUAUUGCGUUACGACAAGCAAGCUGAGAUCGAAUGGAUGAAUACGCAUGUCUUUGACUACUUGGGUGCCUGGUUUUUUGAAACAAAGCUUUCCUUCUCAUCUAAAGAAGUGAUAGAUGCAAUCUUUCAGCUGUUUGAAACCUGUUCUGAUAGAAAAUCUGUGGUUUCAGUAUGUACAAAACGAUGUCUUUCCAACGAGUUUUUAUGGAGCAAGAUGACUCAAGACGUUGCUGUUCACUUCUGGAAAGCAUUGUGUUCUUUAAAGGAUAAUUCUACGUUGAGUCCUAAUGUUUUAUUGGAUGUUAUUGGAAACUUUGAUGUGGAUAGUGCUGUUUUCGUUUCCCGAGAGUCAAGAGACAUCAGUUUAUGCAAGGGUAUUAUCGACUUUAUAUUGCUUGGUUUUAAGAUGCUCUUUACAAAUUCGGACUUUGUUACAAGUGGCAAUCAAUUUCUGGUUAUCGAUGGAGCUACACAAAGAGAUGGCGUUUCAUACUUAGAACAGAUAGAGCAUGCAUAUUCGAGAGCUUUAGUUGAGAAUCUCUUGAAACCUGUUUGCUUUCACGCGUUAGAUGAAAUGAACCAAGAUGCAUUUGCUAAGCUAAAUUAUUUACUUCAAGCACUUUCUAGCCUGAGUAAUUUUCUUUCAGUUUCAGUUAGAGCCAGUUGCUUUUCGUUCCUAAUUCAUCAAGAUUUGAUCGAGGUUUUGCUUAAAGUGCUUAAGUCGACGUCGCAGCUUCGUCUUGUACUCUUCAGUAUAGCGGCAUUGUUUGACUUGUUCGAGUCAAAUUCAGAUGAAUGUGUGCAAUGGGUAACUUCGCAGUUUCGCCUUUCAGAGUUGUCUGCAUCGAUGGAAAAGGAAGAAUGGAAGAACCAUGUCAUUGGAGGCUUAUGUAUGUUUAUCACAGGAACUUUACAAGGAGCAGACGCAGACCUCACUAUGUUACUAGAGCAUCUUAUGUCGUCGGAUUUCUUAGGUGGCCCAUGUAGUACGCAAGGCACGAUCGAAAAAAUCCGAACUGGAGCUUUGCCCUUAAUUAUUAUGCUUUUAACAAAGGAAAACAAUUUGAUUGGUAAAGCUUCUAUGAUUCAAGCGCUUGUUGCACUUCUGGAAGAAAGCAGGCAGCUGACGGAGACAUUCCUAUGUUUCAAUUUGUGGUCUUUUUGGAUAAUUAGCCUGUCUCGAGUGAAUACAUUUUCAACGUGUGAUGAAGAUGAGCUUUUCAGUUCAUAUGUUUCUUCCUUCAAGAAACUUGUUGUCCAUCUAUUCAAACAUUUUAUAGAAGACUGGGGUAUGAGUGUGACCACUUUUUAUCAAGUAGAGGAGCUGGUUUUUGCUGCUUGGAAUCUUAUAGACGCUACAUUUGCGAUGCAAGUUCUCACAUGGUUUUUGCAAUGUGUGAAGGAUAUUGCAGUUCCACUGUUGCUAUCUCAGGGAAUAUUUGGUAUGAACAUAGGUGCAAAAUGCUCUCAAACACUUGAAAGUACGAAUAUUGAAGGUUUUGCUAUGGUGUUUUUGUUUACAAAGCUCAUUUGUGAUAUGGGCAAUAUGCAGAAUGCAGAAGCAAAACAGAAAGAUACUCGGCUAAAGUUAGAAAUGUGCGAACUUUGCAUAGAAAUUAUACUCCUACUGGGCUUGCUUAGUACAUCCUCUGCGUCCUAUUCUGGAGAAUCCAAAGUGGUCGGUAAUGAUUUUGAGUUUCUCGGUAUUCACGUCUUUCCCAGAUCUGCAGUAUUGGAUUUAUUUGGAAAAUAUGAAAAUGAACGGAGGUACCCUGCAAGCAGACCUGGUCAAAACUCUUUCAAACUUGACGAACAAACUUUUAUAGAACCCCUUUGUAAGGGGGGCUUCGUAAGAAUUUCAUUAUUAUUUAUCAUAGAUGCUUUGGUUGAGAAACUGAAACUACAAGAGGAAUUUUCUUAUUAUGAGACUCUGCUUUCAAGCAUAGGUGAAGUUCAUGGAGGCUUAAGAGUAGAUAAGAUAUGGCGUCACUAUGUGGAACAGCAUUUCACGAAUUUGAUUUCGGAAUCUACUCCAAAUCCGUCGGAGAUCUCACAGAAAAAUGAACUGGAAUUACUUUUGGGAAACCUUGUAAAAAGAUGGAAGCAAUCGAAACAUUCCGUAGAGCACAAGUCAACUGGUUUCUUUAGGCCAUUCAAAAAUAAGAGUCUCGGUCGCAAUAUGCAGGUUCUUACGUCACCAACAGCAGGAAGUGAAAUGAUAGCUUCGCUGAUGAAGAGUGAGCAAGAAUGGAACGAAACUGGAUAUGCUUGUAUGUUUUCUGCUGUUAUGGAGUGGAAAAAACGAGUGGACCAAUCGUUCGAUAUCCUUGAAAAUAUUUCUACGGUGCUUUCAUCCAACACCCAUAUUCAAAAGGAUGUACUACGAGAAGUGAACGUUUCGGAGGGAGUCAGAAAUGAUGCGAAGAGUAGGUUGAAGGCUAGCGAGUUUAGAAAACUUGUUUUUGGUUUUCGAAAACACCUGAGUUACCAAGAGCUUAUGAAGGAUUCUACCAAGACUCAAUGGAGUUUAGCUGGGAUAAUGGAUAGCCUUCAACGAAGAUGGCUGCUCAAACCAACAGAAAACAUCGAUACACAGUGGAAAAGAUUGAGCCAAUCGGCUCAACAAAUGAGCUCACUAUCGAAUUAUAGCGAAGAGGGCGUAACGUCACCUUCCCGUGAUAGUGUUACAGAUGCUAAUCAGAAGCGGAAUAGUGAUGUUACGACCAUCACAGGUCCGCAUCUUUCUCUCCCAGUUGAUAACCUCUCCAUUCAGCAGUUUGAUGAAAGUUAUCAGAAAAACUGGUCAAUAGAGUCACCUGAGCCGUCUUCAGCGUCUCCCAGCAGCUCGACUCCAUUGUUGAGUAGUAUGGAGCUGUUGGCUGCGAGAACGGCAGCUUCAGCUUCUGAUGUUCAAUGGUCAGGGAGUUGCAUCUGGGUACGUUUUUUAAAAGCAGUUCCUGGAAGGUUAGAGUUGCGAGAAAGAAGCAUCCGAUUUCUUCAAAGUCCAUUUAACGAGGAAUCCGAAAGGGUAUUAUCACCUGGAUAUUUCGUGAAGACAUCAUCUACUGAGGAAGAUAUCGAGAACAUUCAAGAGCUAACCUUUCCUCUCGAAGAAAUUCAACAUUUGGAGUUUCGUCGAUUCCUUCUUCAGCACAAGGCUUUCGAAAUCUUUCUACAAAACAAGAAGUCCUACUUUUUCGCCCUUCAAACUUCGCGAGCGUGCAAAACUUGUCUGAAACUUUUAUCGAAACUUUUGGAGUUGCCCCAUAAUAGGCUGUUACCAUCGCACAAUACGAGUGGACCCCGUUCGGUGUAUGCAGGAGGUGCGUUCAAGUUUCCUCGCUGUUUAUUGGAUUGGAAAACAGUUCAGGCCUUGACAGCAGACGCUUGUGCGCGCUGGAAACGACGACAGCUAAGCAAUUUUGAAUAUUUGUGCAUCUUGAAUCGUCUUGCUGGACGUUCGAAUAAUGAUCUUUGUCAGUACCCGAUAUUUCCUUGGAUUUUGGCCGAUUAUUCUACUGAAAAGCUUGACUUGACUGAUCCGAAAACAUUCCGAGACCUCGCCAAGCCUGUUGGUUGUCAACCAUCUACAAGCUCUGAAGAAGCUGGGGAGCGCGAAAGGCGUUUUCGAGAGCGUUUUGAAACUUGGGCGGAUAAAGCUAUUCCACCGUUUCAUUACGGUUCUCAUUAUUCUUCAGCUGCGGCUGCUUUGCACUACCUAGUUCGUGUGGAGCCAUUCACGACAUUGUCUCUUGAGUUACAAGGAGGGCUGUUCGAUCAUCCUGAUCGUAUGUUUUACUCUCUUGAGGGAGCCUGGAAUUCGGUGACGCAGUCAAUGCAGGAUGUGAAAGAACUCAUUCCAGAGUUUUUCUACUUUCCUGAAAUUUUCCGGAAUCGAAACGGCGUAUCAUUUGGCAGAACGCAAGAUGGUCAUUUGAUAGAUGAUGUUUUAUUGCCGAAGUGGGCAAAUGGUUCACCUGAACACUUUGUGCGUGUGCAUAGAGAGGCGUUGGAAAGUGAAUACGUCUCGCUCAAUUUACACCAUUGGAUUGAUUUGAUUUUUGGUUUUCGUCAACGAGGUCCAGCAGCUGUUGAGGCAUGCAAUGUUUUCUUCUAUCUUACAUAUGAAGGGGCAAUAGACCUCGAGUCAAUUCAGGACAUGGAACUAAGAGAAUCGAUGGAAACCCAAAUUGCACACUUUGGUCAAACACCACCACAGCUAAUGGAAGAUUCGGGUCAUCCACAACGUGAUCACAGUGGAGCGCUACUGCAGCCUUCUUACUGGACUCCUCAGGGUCUGAUGGCAGCAUUGGAAUUUUCAGUUGCCAUUGGAACGGAUGACUCCAUUGUUCAGAUAUGUCAAGCCGGUGAUCGAAUUGUGAGCAUCACAAAGAAUCAGUUCGUUUUUCGUCACAAAUGGAUACCUUUACCUGACUUGCAAGGUUCACCAUUUACUUUUGAAACAGAUACAAAGAACAUUUCAGAGAGUGCCGCGUUUUCUUCUCAAGAAGGAAACAUCGAAACUAGAAGAUCUUCAAAUAGAGAAAUUGUUGGUGGCACGUAUUUAGCUUCGUCUACACAGGCAUCUCUGUUUUCUUUGUAUGCCCUUAGUUUUGAUGGUAAAGUGAUCAUUAGUGCCGGCCAUUGGGACUGGUCUAUUCGUUGUUGUUUUACAUCAGAAGCCCAUAAACCAAUCCAAUGUCUGAAAGGGCAUAGAGACAUUGUGACUUGCUUGUCUAUUGGUUCAGACGGUAGAACAUUGGUAACAGGAUCAAAGGAUACGACAAUUUUCGUUUGGGAAAUAGUUUGGGGAGAUCCUGAAAGAGUAAGGGAUCCUAAGGAAGGGAAGCUGGACAGAAGUUAUUCUGGUGGCGAAACUAAGCUUGGUGCAAUAUUGAAAGUACAAGGAAAUGUAACAAAGAGGAGAAAAAUGAAAGUGGUCGAAGAAAGGCCAAAGUUGGUUCUUUAUGAACAUGAAUACCCACUCGUAUGUGUUGCAGUUAAUACUGAAGUUGGAGUCAUUGCCAGUAAUGAUUCUUGUAACACCUUGAUGAUUCACAACUUAUCAAACGGCCAUUUAUUGAGAAUUCUUGACUUUCUUAAAGAAAGUUUGGUCGACAGCGUCACUGUCACUUGCCGAAAUGAAAUAAUUUUGGUAUCAAGUAAGAAAGCAAGCUUUUUUUUAUAUACUGGCAAUGGAGUUGCUUUAAAGAAACAGUCCAUUUGUUCGCAUCAUGAUAGUUGUCAAAUAUUAUCGUCGCCUACUAUUACUAGCUACACUAUAACAGUUGAUGGAAGGCUUUUGUUCGUUGCAGAUGAACUCAAUGGAGUAGCAGUGUACUCAAGUUGGGGUCUUAAUCUUUUACACCGUUAUAAGAAAGUAUCCUUCUCGCUGGUUUAUCAGACGGAAGAAUUUUAGCAUACACUGUUGACAGGUUUGCA
Galdieria sulphuraria is the source of this 9701-nucleotide messenger RNA. Its product is annotated as WD-40 repeat family protein / beige-related protein. Gene Ontology annotation, molecular function: protein kinase binding. Bases 16 to 9678 code for a protein of 3220 amino acids. The transcript is spliced from 4 exons. NCBI's taxonomy places the organism in Eukaryota, Rhodophyta, Bangiophyceae, Galdieriales, Galdieriaceae. Gene Ontology annotation, cellular component: cytosol; membrane. Gene Ontology annotation, biological process: intracellular protein localization. The record is from RefSeq and is a predicted model, not a curated record.